Molecule: messenger RNA, 3147 nt
Organism: Scophthalmus maximus (turbot)
Lineage: Eukaryota; Metazoa; Chordata; Actinopteri; Pleuronectiformes; Scophthalmidae
Gene: crlf3
Product: cytokine receptor-like factor 3
Exons: 9
Coding region: 161-1504 (447 amino acids)
Molecular function (GO): protein binding
Source: RefSeq, a predicted model, not a curated record
GUCGAGGCCGUCUCGCCUGUGAUUGGCCGUUUGCCUUUGAAGCCUCGGAAGUGUCAUGUGUGGACCCGAGCUCCACUCGGUCACAUCGCGGCGGCGUCGAGCGGAUUCACCGAGUUUUCAGGAAGAAAUGGCGACGAGGAAGAAGUGAAGCAGGAGGACGAUGUCUGUGGAGGUGGACGCGUUGCUGCAGGAGGCUAAAGAAAGCAUCGAGGCCGCUCAGAACUAUCGCAGUGAACUGCAGCAGAGGCUUCAUGGCCUCAACCAGGCUCGCUCACAGGUGCGGGGCAGCUCGGGUCAGGCCCGCGAGGCCCUCCGCAGGCACUUCACUGAGCUGCAGGCCGCUGCCUCCCGGCUGCUGACGGAGCGGCUGAUCGCCCUGCUGGCCGAGGUGGACUCCAUCGAGGCCGACAGCAUCAAGCCGCUGGACGACUGUCAGAGCCUCAUCGAGCACGGGGUGGGCCAGGCCGACGAGCUGCUCCGAGAGGGGGAGGCAGCGCUGCGCUGUGGUCUCGGGGAGAAGGAGGAAAAACUGGGCAGUUUCACCAAGAAGGCCAUGCACAUCCAGCUGGACAGUCUGCCCGAGGUCCCAGCAUUGGUGGACGUCCCGUGUGUCUCGGCCCAGCUGGACGACUCCCUGCUGGGGCUGCUGAGGGAGCGAGUGUCCCGCCACGGCGCCGUCUCGUCCUGCCCGCCGGUCCAGAUCGACGAGCUGCAGGAGAGACCGGGCGGCAUCCUGGUCCGCUGGUGUAAGGUGGACGAGGACUUUGCGGCAGCGGACUACCGGCUGCAGCACCGGCGGUCCGGCACCGGGGGGAGCCAGUACGAGGAUUCCUACAUCGGGCGGGACUGCGAAUUCCUGGUUCUCCAAGUGGAUCCUCACACGGAUUAUCUGUUCAGGGUCUGUGCCCGCGGGGAGGGUCGCACCGAGUGGAGCCCCUGGAGCAUCCCGCAGACAGGGUACACCACGCUCGCUCCACACGAGUGGAGUCCAGGCACUGACGGCUUCAUCCUGAGCAGCAGGAGAAACAUCGCUCUGCGCAAUGACUCAUCCCAAACCCGCUGCCGAGUCCUUUACUCCAACGCCCCCACGUACUUCUGUGGCCAGACACUGACCUUCAAGAUCUCUGCGGCGGGUCAGGUGGACCGGAGGGACGGUCUGGGCGUGUGCGUGAACUGCCAGAAGGGGGCGGAGUCGCUGCAGCGAGACCAGGCUGUCUGCAUCUCUACCAACGGCGCCGUGUUCGUGAACGGCAAAGAAAUGACCAACCAGCUUCCCGCCAUCGCCACCGGCUCGGCCGUGACCUUUGACAUGGAGGUGGUGAACCUGUUCCCCGUCAGCAGCAGCAACAACAACCUGAGCGACGGCUGCAACUUCAAGCUGCGCGUGACCAUCGGCUCGGGCAGCCGCGAGGUGGUGUUCGACUGGCUGGUGGACCAGGCGGUGGACGGCCUCUUCUUCGGCUGCUCCUUCGUCCACUCGGGCUGGAAAGUCCUCGUCUUCUGAAGACACACAGGCUCCGCCCCUUCUUCACGUCGCAUCAUUGUAAUUCUGUUCUUUCCUCUUGUACGCCAGAAGUGUUUCCAGGGCGACUGUGGAGUCUGGAAGAAGAAAACGGGGAAAAAAAAAUCAGUGGUUACAUCACAGAUCAGUAAUAUUUCUCACAUAGAUUUUUUUCUUCCCCCAAAUAUGUAAAAAAGACAAAAAAACCCUGUGACCGACAUGUCCUGGAGAACGAUUCACCUUCACUAUGUCAGGAACCAGAGGCACAACGUGGAAAAGUUCCUCUGGAGAACCGUCAAGUUGGAGCGUCGCCAUUCCACCGAAUCGGUCCAUAGCCCAACGUGGAUUGAAUGCGAGAAGCCUCGUCUUCAGUGAAACUCCUUCAUGGUUCUCCAAACGCUUUGGUUGUGUUUGUUUCACUGUGUUUACAUGCGCUGAGUGAACUUCGACCUUCUGCCUCUUGUUCAGUUCACCUGUAACGGGAGAAUCAGCUGAACCUGAUUUACCCCCUCUGCUUCAUUUCUUCUGCAGAAAACCGAUUUCUCGCAACAGGGUUUUUUUCCCGCUUCUUCUUCUUAUCGGCGUUUAAACAUGACCUCUGUGCCUGUCAGACUUCACAGAGGGGGAGAGUAUCACCGAGCGAGGAGGGAACUUUACUAACGUUACAUCGUCCGAACUGUGACAGACUGAGCUCUGAAAAAAAGAUCAAAAUAACCUCAAGUAACAAGGCUUUGUCAAAGCGGUCAUUUUGUAAACGCAGGGCAGCUGAACUUUACUUGGUUUCUCGUUUGCAUGUAAACGUGUAAACGUGUCAUCUCCGAUCCUGAUUUUCUGUUUUCCCCUCAGACUCUUUGUAAACUCUGUCGGCGUCGAACGGAAACCGGUCGUGUUAACGAACGACGGUCCAACCAUCGUUUCCCGACGUCUUGUUUUGAUUUACUGAACCUUCUUAUGAGGUUGACUGUUGUUUACAGCUGUUUGUUUUUUAAAGUAAGAUAACGUUCACAAUCAUAGGAUUUCGGUGGAUUUUUUUUACAGGUGUGAGUGUUUAUGAAGAAGAAUAUCUGAGAGAAAUGUGGUGAUUAUUGAUCAAUACCUUGGCGACAUUAAGUCACUUUAAGUCUUUUCUCUCCAUGUUGUCUUCAUUCAGCAGCAUUUUGUUUCCAAUGUUACGUGUUUUUUUUUUACCAUUGGUGUUUUUCUUGGAGCAGACUCGUUACAAUCAGCCGCUGCCUCUUUAAAGGUUUAGACUUUAAACCUGCUGGUGGUGUUUUUUUAUUAUUAAAUGUUUUAUUAUCAUUUGUUUUUUCUUACAAAAAAAAAACAACUUAACUGUGAAAUUCAAACGUCCUUUUUGUUUUUCUCUUUGCCUCAUGAACCAGCAGACGAUUUAAAAAAAAAAGGGACAGUUCACCAAUUAAACCAACAACAGUGUCGGAAAUGUUGAGAGGGAAUUUUGGAGAAUUCGUACGGGACGAAGUGACGACGACCUUCAGUUGAGUGUGAGAUGUUUGAAGAUGUAGAUGAUUCAUGUCUUGUUUGUCGAACGAAUACAAAGAAUCUGCAUCUUGAAAAACUCUUUGGCGGAGUUACUGUUACAUGUUUCUAUGUGGAAUUAAAAAAGGUCUUAAAAGUAUGAAAACGUA